AAAAAGGCAUCAGUUAUCUGGAAGCCUCCAUCACGUUUUUGCUAUCGAUCUAUUUUCCUCUUUCUCUCGCCAGUCGCUGUGAACCCUCUCGAAUCAACAAAUUUCUCUCGCUCUCCUCGCACACAAAUCCAAAACCAAAGAACCCAAUCCAAAUCGCUCUUGCUCUCACUCGAAUCAACAAAUUGCUUUUAUAAUUCAUGAUUUGUUGCGUGGCUUCUAGAGAACUGAGAGAGAGAGAGAGAGAGAGAGAGAGAGAGAGAGACCUGCGUUUUGGAGGAAGACCUCCAUCCAUCUGGUUUUGUUUUGAGAUCGAUCUCAAUUAUUUAGGGAUUGCUGAUAGGUUUUCCAUUCGAUCGAGAGCACCUGAUUUUGGAACCAGUUUGCAGUCAGAUUCCUUGAAUCUUUUGGAUCCAGUGAGUGCCCACAAACAUAGAAUUAUCUCUACUGAUUUUGCUGGUUUUCUGUUAAGGGAAAGAGAUACAUUGAGUCCGCAACUUUGAUCGUGACUCUUUGACAGCCCGUUAGCUUUGUCUCCGUCAAUAGUGCGAAGAUUAUAUGCAAAAAACUUUUGGCAACAUUUUUCUGCUGCUGUUCCUUUGUCUGCUGCUCAAUAUUAUCUUGGUUUUGUAUUGUUAUUCAGAUUUGGGGAACAGUUUGCAGUCAGAUUCCUUAAUUGUUAUUGAUCCAGUUAUGCUGCCGAAUAUUGGAACAACAAAAGGAAAAAGAUCCUUGCAACAGAGGGAUCAUUACAUUAAGUCAGAAAGAUGGAAGCAAGUAUCUCAACAAGACCCGGUGGAAGGGGAAGAGAUUGUGCAGAUCAACAAUGAAGAAAUCGAUCAUCAAGCUAAAUCAAGAACAUCAAAAAGAAGAAAACAAGUAUCUCAACCAAUAACGACAAGAGAGAAUCAGCUUGGGGAAAUGAGCAAUCAGAAUGUUCACAUAAUGGAAGAUCGUGAUCAACGAGAGGUUGUUCAUAUCAGAGAUGAAUAUCAACAUUCAUACGGUCAAGCAUCAUAUCAAAGAAGUAAACAAGGAUCCACCAUUGCAUAUGAAGAUUCAAGUGACAAUAUUUACACAUGUGAUUAUUGCAGUGCAUGUUUUUGGUUUGAUGAAGAUAUUAAACAAACAUCUACAAGAAUAUCACCUAUCUACACAAAUUGUUGCAAAAAAGGACAAAUCAAACUUCCAAAGCCAAAACCAACUCCUGAUUUUCUUAAAACACUAUUGGAUCCAAAUAAUGGUUCAGAAAGUAAACUUUUUAGAGAAAACAUCAGAGUUUAUAAUUCAAUGUUUUCUUUUACAUCUAUGGGAGCAACGAUUGAUCAUCGAAUAAAUACUGGAUCAGGUCCUUAUGUUUUCAAAAUCAGUGGUCAAAUGUUUGCACAAUAG
Rosa chinensis is the source of this 1389-nucleotide messenger RNA. RefSeq lists its product as uncharacterized. Bases 556 to 1389 code for a protein of 277 amino acids. Lineage: Eukaryota; Viridiplantae; Streptophyta; Magnoliopsida; Rosales; Rosaceae. The transcript has 11 exons. The record is from RefSeq and is a predicted model, not a curated record.